Messenger RNA from Colletotrichum destructivum, 954 nucleotides. Its product is annotated as Putative F-box domain-containing protein. The record is from RefSeq and is a predicted model, not a curated record. The transcript has 2 exons. Gene Ontology annotation, molecular function: protein binding. The coding region runs from base 1 to 954 and encodes 317 amino acids. Lineage: Eukaryota; Fungi; Ascomycota; Sordariomycetes; Glomerellales; Glomerellaceae.
AUGGAAUCCGCCUCUAUCAGAGACCAAAAGAUGGUCUGGAUCUUUUUUCUGGCGGCGCUUCUGCAUCCCUUAACAAUCCUCUCGAUAUAUCUGGUGUCCUUCCGAAAACCACGCUCCGGACUACAUAGAUCACGAAAUGUGAAAGCAAUACCACUGUCGUCUGCAUCACCAAAACUCCUUGAACUCCCAGCCGACCUACUUCACGUCAUCAUCGACCACCUCGACCUCGCGGCUGAGUUUCACCUCUCGCAGACCUGCCGGGCCCUACGACAGCUGACGCACAGAGACUGGAAGACCAUCAUCCCCUGUCUCCCGUACCGAGAGCAACUCCCUUUCUACAUCGGCCUCGCCUACACCAGGCCGGACCACUGGGCCUGCGAGCGCUGCUGCCGGCUGCACCGAAUUCCCAAUAUCUCUCUGGCGCCACGCUUUGGGCAGUCGCAGACCUGCGAGAUACGAACUGACUGGACUUGGCCGGAGGAUCCUACAGACUUGUGGCACGAGGCGUCGCCAAGGAUAGUCGGUGACAGGUUCCUCCUCCGCAAGAAGACGUAUGUCCCGAUCUGGACCUCGGUCGCGGCAGUCAACGUCUGCCCGCACGCGAUACUUGUUUCGGCCGGUGGCCACGGUAUGAUCCCGUUUCUUGCGGAUCGGUUCUGCAACCCCGAGUACGUCAGAGACGAGUUCGAGCGGGCGCUCCGCAAUCUCGGGCGGGAGGUCUCCGGACAUUGCAACUACUGCCCCACGGACUACAGUGUCGUGGCCUCGGUCGACGAGUGUACCGUCACGGCUUGGUAUGAUUUCGGAUCGUACGAGCUCGUGAGGUACUACAUGUGGAUGACGCACUGCGAGUCCCCCUCGCAUUGGCUUCUCAACUUGGAUAAGCUAGCAAUACGCCACGUCCCUGGCAGUGUUCGGGAGCUGUAUUUCAGGGACUUGAAGGAAGAGGAGUAA